GGCAAUUAAACGAUGUUCUCUGUGAGUAACUUCUGUGCCUUUGUUGUGCUAUUUACUCUCCCCUAUGAAACUCUAUCGUGCGACUGUGCUAUCUUCUCCCGCAAUUGGUACAUUGUUUCUCACUUUAAUAAUUUUACUGAGAAUUGUUGGUGAAUAUCAAUCAAGGCUGUCGGAAUCUAUUAAUACAGAAAAAAAGCCAUUGCUUUUGUGGUUUCAUAAGACCCUAGACUGCGGUCAAUACAGCUGUUCAUUUAAGUGCAAAAAUCUCAUCUUUAGCACAAUGCAAUUUCUGGCUUGAGAGGUGAAAAUUACCGGGAGUCUCUGGGAUACUUUCGCCGCUGAAGAAUGUGAAGUGGAAUUUCUGGAGAUUUGUGGAACUGUGAAAGCAAACUGACCAAGAUGUUUCGUGUUAAUCUGCAACUCUUACCCGUCAAAGCCCAUUACUUUUUCUUCAUGGCAGCAAUGGGACCAAUAUUGCCUCAAAUAAAUGUUAUCGGGAAGCAAAUGGGCAUACCACCGGACAUAAUGGGACUCAUCACAUCUAUCCUGCCCAUAAUGUAUGUUCUAGCGAAGCCUGCAGUUGGAUUUCUGGCGGAUUUCUUUACAAGCUUGCGGAAGGUGAUCUUCAUGGCAAUCAUCGCAAUGAUGACACUUUGCUAUGCAGGCUUCUAUCUCCUGCCUAUGCCAAAGGAAGUGGCUGGGAUACAUCACACCCUUUCCCUGAAUGCUUCACAAAUUCUUCCAUGCAAUUCUCCGGAAAAUAGCGAUUUCCGGUGGAUUUCUGUGCAAUGCUCAGCAAAUUGUUCCAAUGUCGUUGCACAAUUGGAGGGGAAUAUUAACUCGAGUGGGAGUGAUUUCUGUGCCCAUAAAGCAGUACCUGAAUCUCUAACGGGACUCUGUGUCCUGUCUUGCGAGGAGCAUUCGGAUCUAGCUCUGGACAAUCCCAGAGUUUUCUGGGCUUUUGUGUUGCUGAUGUGCCUGGGAACUAUUGCCUUUAAUGUGAUCAACAGCUUGAGUGAUGCUGUCUGUUUUGACGUUCUGGAAGAGAGUCAGGAGAUGAAGUAUGGUCAGCAGAGGGUUUGGGGUACUAUUGGCUUUGGGCUAACUGCUCUGAUUGGGGGAAUUGCCGUGGAUAUGGCCACUGAUGGGGUUGUAAAGAGUAUUGGACCAGCAAUAAUUGUGAUGAUCAUCUUCAGUGUUGUUGAUCUGUUUACGGUGACAAGGCUCAAGCUGCCAAAACUCUCUUCGGAAUCCAUCCUGAAGGACGUAAUGAAGGUUCUCAAACGUCCUGGUGUUGUAACUUUUCUGAUCUUUGCCACAAUCGCUGGCAUCAUUGAUUCUUUCAUCAUCUACUACAUGUUCUGGCAUCUGGAAGAAGUGGCUGCUGAAACUGGCUACGAAGCCUCCAUUAAGCUCAUCGAGGGUUGUGUGGUGGCAGCAGAAUGCCUUGGAGGGGAAAUUCUCUUCUUCCUGAUCUCUGGAAAAAUUCUCAAGAGGAUUGGAUUUGUCCACUGUCUCAGUCUGUGCUUCUUCACCUACUCUCUGAGGCUCGUUCUCAUCUCUGUGAUCCCCAAUCCUUGGUACCUUGUGCCCAUUGAACUUUUUAUGCAGGGAGCUACGUACGCUCUGUGUUACACCUGCAUCGUGGCUUAUGCUUCAGCCAUAGCGCCCCCAGGGACAUCCUCCACGAUCCAAGGACUCGUGGCUGGAAUGGAUGAUGGCCUGGGAUUUGCCAUUGGAAGUCUGAUUGGGGGACAGAUGUACAAGAGAUUGGGAGGGGCUGUGAGUUUCCGGGUGUUUGCAGCAGGGGCUCUUGUCACCUGCAUUGCCCAUAUUAUCCUAAGACCGGCUACCAAGAGCCUCCCAUCGGACGCCAGGGAACAAUACGAGAUUCCACCGGAGCAAGAAAAAGUCGGAAAAUAACGAAAUACCGCCACGCGCCGCGGGUAAGUUUUAUUGAUAAUUUUAUUUGAAAAAAACUGAAAGAGGUUUUUUCCUGGUAAAGGAAAACGAUAAAGUGCAAAUGUGAAAAGAUGUUUUACGUAGAUUUUAUACUCAAUGAAAUUUGUGAGGAAUGUUUCUAGGAAAUAAAUCAGGAAGCAAUAUUUUGCGGAUUAAA
Molecule: messenger RNA, 2119 nt
Organism: Phlebotomus papatasi
Lineage: Eukaryota; Metazoa; Arthropoda; Insecta; Diptera; Psychodidae
Product: major facilitator superfamily domain-containing protein 6
Exons: 5
Coding region: 400-1923 (507 amino acids)
Cellular component (GO): membrane
Molecular function (GO): transmembrane transporter activity
Source: RefSeq, a predicted model, not a curated record